AAAUGGUAUAGAAAGAAUAUUUUGGAGCGAUUGUUGUCAGAGGCCAGUAUCCUGAUGUCUCUCCCGUCGAAAGUUUGCCUUCACCAGCUGAAGCUGCUUUCACAUCAUCAGCUUUCCUAGGGUUCCCAAACUCAACAAUUUCUCCCAAUUCCACCACCAUCAUCGUCAUCUACGUUUCUGCUCAAUCAAUGGCCAUGCUGGUGUUAGGCUUCUGGCAUGUCAAAUGGUCAUGACUACUCUGCCAACCAUGAAGACUCAAGUGCAAAGGGCGAAAAUGGUGAAGGAGAACUGCACACAUCAAAAGAUCUUCUAAAGAAACUGAAGAGAUAUGGAAUUUCUGGAAUAUUAUCCUAUGGACUCCUGAAUACUGCAUACUAUCUUACAACGUUUCUCUUGGUAUGGGCCCUUGCACUUGCUCCUAUUGUAGAUAGAGGAUUGUCAUGGUUUACAGUAAAAUUCAAGUUUGAAUCUCAGGGAAAGGCUUUCAUGGCGAUUGUCGGAUUUUGUUUCGGGUUAGCUCUCAUUCUAUUCUUCAUUGUAACAUUGCUUUGGGCAUGACACAUUUUUCAGCAUUUUUCUUAGUCAUCCUGGCGGAGAAACUCUUUCAUUAACUAGCAUUUUUGAAUCUCAUCAAUGUUAAUUUUUUUUUUUUCAUAGUUCAGUCAGUUAUAUCUCGUCUUCAUUUCACUAUGAAUUGUAGAAUCUAAGAAAUCUCACAAUGAAAUCUAACAAUUUUGCUUA
Vitis vinifera (wine grape) is the source of this 741-nucleotide messenger RNA. RefSeq lists its product as uncharacterized. Lineage: Eukaryota; Viridiplantae; Streptophyta; Magnoliopsida; Vitales; Vitaceae. The coding region runs from base 217 to 558 and encodes 113 amino acids. The record is from RefSeq and is a predicted model, not a curated record. The transcript is spliced from 7 exons.